CUACGCGUAUAUAGCAGUGUGACGCGGGGGCAGGUCACUCCCUCGCGAGAUCUCUAGCAGGACGAACGUGUUGUUAACUACAGUGAUGGUGUUCAACGACUUUUUGACCGAGACGAGGAGGAAGUGGUUGCAGGCCUUCAAAAUAUUCAAAGGCAAGGACAAGAAAAGCAACAAUCGUGUCUCACCAGAUCCAUCCAUAUCGGCAACCGUCGAAGGAGAUGUCGAUAUCAACUUUUGCGGAUGCCGUAAAAGCCUAACCCCAGUAAACCUAUCCGAAUAUUCAGAGACCACAUCAGAUUAUCACAGCAGCUACGCCAGCUACGGCAGUAACCACACAAGCCUACGUAGCUACGCGAGAUCUGUAUCAAACAGCGAUUCAGCCUACGAUUCUACGCGCAGUAGCCCGGCCCAAACGAGGCCUCCGUACUAUGCUACAGUCACAUACUUAAAUGUCAAUGACUCCGAGGAUAGUUCGAGUAUACACACAGAGUAUACUAUGCUAGAUUACGAAGAUUCUGAGGAUGAAGAUCAACAGAACAUGAUUAACGAAAGCAUUGAACACGGUGCCUUAUGAAUGUGCCGUUUUCGGAAUAGUUAUGGUAUAAUAGUGUGAAUGAGGGCUAAUUGUCCUUAGUUGAAAGUGGAGUGACGUUACACGAAAGAUUGUAUGGGACAUUGGUUAUUUGUAACAUGUUUAUUUAACGAAUAGUGAUGCAUACUAAAAGUAGAAAACUUGUGCACAAGUUACAAAGUAAAUGACGUACGUUGGAUGUUUUAAAUAUAAUAAACUAAAUUAUUUAGUUUUAUAAUAUAUGUACAUAAUUUUUAGUUCGAAUACAAUUUAAAUGUCAACUAGAACUGUCCUCGCGAAAUUCGUUUCGCCUUAAAACGAUUUUACUUAGCAAGGAUUGAGUAGUUACAUACCAACAUAUGGAAUAUUUUGCUAUGCUACCUGAUAGAGACCGUUCUCUUUUCCGGAAUAAGAACCUAAGUACUAAAUAUAACUACAUUUUUCAAUUUUGCACUUCAUAAUAUAUACACGAUCGGGAUCAGCCGUCUUCGAGGUUUGUGCUUAGCUACAUUUCAUUUUAAUUGAUAUACUUAAAGCAUUAAUAAUCCCAAUAUGAAUUAUACGACGAAAAUAACAUUUAAAUAACUAUAUUACGUAAGAAAUUACGAGCCAAUUAAUAUAUUAAACAAUUGAUAAGGAUAUUCGAUCACCAAAUUGUUGUUUAACUAAAAUAUUUUACUUAUGAAUGUGCGUGGAAUUAAGGAAAUCAUUAAUGGAAUAUACGUAAAUGUAUUCUAUGGGAAAUCACAUUCAAUUAUUCCUAGGGAAUUUGUGUUAUAUUAUUGAUUGAUAAAUAAUACAUAUGAACUGGAAUAAAUGAAACAAUAGAAAUGUAAAUAUUCAUCUCGAUAUUUUAAGCGGUAAAUGUUGAAUUGAAAUUCACAAUUUUUCGGUAUCACCACUAUUUAUAAUAGAACGAAUUCAUAACUUCUCUGUUGAUGAGUCGUAGGAAUGUGAUACAAUUUCGUAUGGAUUGUAAGAGGUAGCGGUAGCAGGGCUAUUUUGUAAAACAAAUUCCGAUUUCCAAAGAUUAACGCAAAAUAGCACUCACUAAACUUAGACUUUAGAUUAAAUAAUCUCUGUUGAAGUUGCAGGAUAAUACUGCAGUAUAUGAUUUGUAUAU
Pieris napi is the source of this 1694-nucleotide messenger RNA. RefSeq lists its product as uncharacterized. The transcript is spliced from 2 exons. Lineage: Eukaryota; Metazoa; Arthropoda; Insecta; Lepidoptera; Pieridae. The coding region runs from base 86 to 574 and encodes 162 amino acids. The record is from RefSeq and is a predicted model, not a curated record.